UUACAAAGCUAUUCCCCUGUUUCACUCGCUCUCUCUUCUACCCAAUGGAAUGUACAAAAUUGGGCGCGUUUUAACCUGCUUCGCCAUGUGAUUGUAUAAGAGUUCGCGCCCAAGCACACGUGCCAAAAGAAGUUAGACUGUUAGCGAUUGAUUAAACAUUCACUCGCCUGUAUAGAAUACACCACGGUUUUUUUCUCCAAAGAUAAGGGAAAUAAUAGAAUGAAAGGUCCAACUGCUUCCUAUAAGUUUUAUAUAUGUGAAUUCGUUGGCUGUUACAAUGAAGAAGGAAGCAACGAUAUGGAUAUACUAUCAAGAGACUGGAUCAAGUUUUAUCAUGUGAACAAGAAACUUAUGGCCCCUUACCCCGAUCCUCCAUAUACACAGAAAGUCUGUAGUAAAUUUCAAGAGUCUGUUAGAUUGAAUAAACAACCUGAUAAGAAAUGGAAACUAUGGGAAGUGAAGUUGAAAGGAGGAGCAAAUGAUUAUGAAAAGACUGAAUCUCGUUUGAAACAAAUGAGAAGCGAUGCCUAUGGAUUCAUAACUGACAUGGAAAAUCAGCAAUCAAAAGCUGACGAUGAAACUAAUGCCUUUAAGAAUGAGAAUAUAGAGGAUAUUCUGGCACAAGAGAGUGAUGGUAGUUCAACUUCAACUCCUUCGGUUGAAGACUCUGCUAGCUUAUCUGUAAUAAGUAACGAUGAAGAAUCUAAUGUUCGCAAAGGAAGGAAGAAUUCUACUAAAAAGAGAGAAGUUGUUGUGAAAAAAAAAGGAAUUAACAAGCAUGUACAAUCUAAAGCAAAGAGUGUUACACCGACACCAACAAUUUCUAAACCUACAGCACAGGUUAUGACACCAAAACCAACAAUUUCCACUCCUCCAAUAGAUUUAACUACGUCUCCGACAGAUGGUUUGGACAAUCUCAGUGGAGAUGAAUUGAUAAAGCAUACUGAGAAAGCUUUGAAUACUAUCGAGGCAGUGACUAAUAGAACUUACAGAACUACUCAAAGAAAUUCUUCAUCUACUUUUGAUUUACCAACUUUGCAAGUUACUUCAGAAACCAAUGUUAUACUGAAAUCUAUAUCUGGACUGAAAAUCUUGGUUUUAAAGUUACAAAGUGAUGUAACAGAAUUGAAAAAUAAGAUGCUGGAUUCACAUAUUCAAAGGUUAAACGAAACUUUGCAACAAAAUAAUUUAAAGUUACCUUUAGCGACAGCAGAUGAUUGGCUUACAUUUUGUGACAUUCUAGAGGACACUUCUCUACAAGAUUAUUUUUCAUUUUAUAUAAAACAACAACUUGAUAUAGUUGGAAAUAAUCCAAUCAAAAGCUGUUCAAAUAUUUUAAAGAAAAUUUUUGAAAAAAAAUUAAUCCUUCAAUUUACUGCUUUCAAAAAAAUGUUAGAUCGAGAAUUUGUUUUCAAAGACUCAAUCUGUUUCAAGUUAUUAAAGAUGGUCAUUCUAAGCAAUCAUCAUGACACGCGUGGAGACCUUAUAACAGAAGCCACUUUCAACAGCUCUCUUAGCUCUGCUUUCAGUAACUCUAAAGACUAGGGUGGACGAGCAAAAAAGGAGACUCUUCAAGAUAGUAUUGAUUAGCGUGCUAAAAAUCACUUUUACUGUAAAAUGCAGUUAAAUAUAUUUCUAAAGUAUAACAAAGUAUAUCAUUUUUAUUAUUUACCAUAAUUUGUAUCG
Phymastichus coffea is the source of this 1686-nucleotide messenger RNA. RefSeq lists its product as uncharacterized. The record is from RefSeq and is a predicted model, not a curated record. Bases 220 to 1545 code for a protein of 441 amino acids. The transcript is spliced from 8 exons. NCBI's taxonomy places the organism in Eukaryota, Metazoa, Arthropoda, Insecta, Hymenoptera, Eulophidae.